Messenger RNA from Danio aesculapii, 7723 nucleotides. It is a transcript of the gene bach2b, whose product is annotated as BTB and CNC homology 1, basic leucine zipper transcription factor 2b. The coding region runs from base 477 to 2948 and encodes 823 amino acids. Gene Ontology annotation, molecular function: RNA polymerase II cis-regulatory region sequence-specific DNA binding; protein binding; DNA-binding transcription factor activity, RNA polymerase II-specific. Gene Ontology annotation, biological process: regulation of transcription by RNA polymerase II. The transcript has 6 exons. The record is from RefSeq and is a predicted model, not a curated record. Lineage: Eukaryota; Metazoa; Chordata; Actinopteri; Cypriniformes; Danionidae.
GAGGAGACGGAGCAGCACGCUGCAGAGAUCAGCACACACACAUUCACACACAUUUUAGACACGCUAUUUCAAGCAUAAACGCGCAUUUUUCCUCGUAAACGCAAAACGAAAUAUUAAAAGAGUGCACCGCAAAACGUGAUCCCCCUGCAGCCCGGGGGCUUUAGGAGUCUGCAAGGAAGUCAUCAUGUGAAAAAAAGACAUUAUUUGCUAAACGGACAAUAGGGCUGGAUCACAAGGAAAAGAAAAGACUAGGCUGAAGGAAAGGAAGUAUGGCUGAGGUUUACAGUCAAUGAAGUCGGAGGGGCGUGUGUUAGCGUGACAGAGGUGGAGCUUAAUCCACAGAGAGAGAGAGAGAGAGAGACUCCUCUGUGAGGAGGCCUGUGCCGUCGACCCCGAAAACCCAUCCGAGAAGUGUUGCUGGCGCUGCACCACAACAUGCGUCUCAAUCCCACAGUCACGCGGGAGCAUCUCAGCGCAUGCUAACACUCGGAGCUGUCAUUGCCACCUCCUGUCAGAGCAGUCAAACAAUGGAGCAAACCACUGGUGUGAGCGGUAUGUCCGUGGAUGAGAAGUCUGAAGCUCCCAUGUACGUGUAUGAGUCGACAGUGCACUGUACCAACAUCCUGCUGGGUCUGAAUGAGCAGCGGAAGCAGGGCCUGCUCUGCGAUGUGACCGUGCUGGUGGAGGGCAAGGAGUUUCGCGCACACAGGGCUGUACUAGCGGCCUGCAGCGAGUACUUCCUACAGGGGUUUGCCACCCAAACUGACAAUGAUCUGGUGCUCAGCAUGCCAGAGGAGGUCAGUGCCCGGGGAUUCGCUCCAUUGUUACAGUUUGCCUAUACGGCUAAGCUGCUGCUCAGCAGAGAAAACAUCCAGGAGGUCAUCCGCUGUGCCGAAUUCCUGCGCAUACACAACCUGGAGGACUCGUGCUUUCGCUUCCUGGAGGCCCAGCUGCGCAGUGAGGAGGACGGCCUGCUCCUGUGCCGCAAGAUGGCGUCUGAGAGCAAUCACUCAGAGGACGAGGGCAUGCAACCUGAGUUGCUGACGUCAACUGAAGUGACGCUACCUGGUUCUCCACGAUCUCGUCUUUGUGCCGAGGCCUUGCACUCCUUGCGGCGACCGGACCACGAGCGGAUGGCAGCAACGGAAGAUUUCACUGAUGGGCUGAUGGACUUUGAGCGACAUGGCACCUCAGACCUGCCACGAUGCCCUAAGUACAGGAAGUACCAGUUAGCAUGCAACAAGCACAAUAACGACGCCUCUUCACACACCAGUACCUCAGGUUUUCCAAGCACAUUCAAGGAGAUGAGCAGGCCGGCUGUGAUGCAAAUCAAGCAGGAGCCCCGCAGCGAGGAAGAGUCCAUCUCACUUUGCCUGUCAGGGAAUGAGCAGGAGGAUGGUGAAAAGGAUGAUGUGGCUGAGAUGGACCUGGAUGGUUCCAUCACAGUGGACCAACCAAAAGGCAGAAGCAAGUCACCCACCUGCCUACGAGCUCUGUUCAAGAAGGACCUACCCAGCACACCCCAGCAGCUCUUAGCUAACAGACUCAUCAACGCCCAGGAUAAAGGAACCACUCAGGGAGACCACAAAAAAGACUACAGGCCUUCGCUUGGCAAUGAGUUUGGCAUGCCUGUGGCAUUCCCCAAAGACGCUGAUGGUUUCCCGCCAGGGCUUUCGUUGAAGUCGCCUUCCUGCGAUGGUGUGUGCAAGCAAGAGGUGGAGCCGGACCGCCGCAGUGUCAUCUUCUCCUCAGGGGCCUGUGACCGACUGGGUACACCCACCCACUCCCAUCCCAGCGGGAACUCAUUGGAGAAGGAGCUCUCAGAACACAUGCCAAAGGGAUUGUGGGCCGGCGCCAGCCAGUCCCUUCCCAGCUCUCAGACCUACUCCCCUAGUACCACAGCCAGCGACCCGCCCCUGCUUUGCCGCCAAAGGCCCAAUACCAGCUGCCCAGUGCCAAUUAAGGUAUGCCCACGAUCGCCCCCUUCAGAGACCCGCACUCGGACCUCCAGUUCCUGUUCGUCCUAUUCUUACGCUGAGGACGGAAGCGGUGGGUCUCCCUGCAGCCUGCCGCAGUUUGAGUUUUCACCCUCGCCUUGCCCCAAUGUGACGCGGUGUCUCACCUCUGACCAGCAAGAGGCAGGUGGUGGGACGGAUGCACUAUUUGCACGGGUACGGCCCAAGAUAAAGUGUGAGCAGUCAUAUGGAACCAAUUCCAGUGAUGAGUCAGGGUCCUUUUCGGAGGGGGACAGUGAAUCAUGUCAUGUUCGAGAGCAAGGCCCUGAGGUCAAGCUUCCGUUCCCUGUCGAUCAAAUCACGAAUCUUCCACGCAACGACUUCCAAAUGAUGGUGAAAAUGCACAAGCUGAGCUCAGAGCAACUGGAGUUCAUCCACGACGUGCGCAGACGUAGUAAAAAUCGCAUCGCGGCACAGCGCUGCCGCAAGAGGAAACUUGACUGCAUCCUGAACCUUGAGUGUGAAAUACGCAAACUGGUGUGUGAAAAGGAGAAGCUAUUAACAGAGCGCAACCAGUUGAAGGCGUGCAUGGGAGAGUUAUGGGAGAAUUUCUCCUGUCUGUCGGAGGAGGUGUGUCGAGAUGUGCAGCUGAGCCCAGAACAGGUCCAUCACUACUGCCCUAUACUGCGCCCCGGCAACACGUCCUCCGUGGCCCCCGGCAGCAUCGACCUCACCGCCUCCUCCACCCCUGAACAGAGCUUCCUCAAAUCAGCCUCCAAAAAAGACGGGACAACCCGAAAGCCCCAGUGGAAAACUGGCAACGGGGCUGAAGACGCAGCCAACCACAGGGAGGAGCAAGAGGCCAGCUCUGCCUAUCUGGAGGCGGGGCUUUCCCUGGAACAGUCCAAUCAAACGGUGACAGUAGACUUCUGUCAAGAGAUGACAGAUAAAUGUACAACUGACGAGCAGCCCAACAGAAAGGACUGUACCUAAUGACGGUGGUUUCUCUGUGUUGAUUUGUUUUUUAUUAUUUAAUUUAGUUAUGUCUUCUGACAAACCCUCAAAAGUCGAGGGCUGUUGAGAUGGCCAGCCUCUGCCAGUGUUUUUGAUUUUUUUUAUAUAUAUAUAAAUAUAUAUAUUUAUGUCUUUUUAUUGUCUUUUUUUAAACAAAGGUUGACACUACAGUUGUCUUAACAGCAGCAAUACUGUUCUCCAGGUUCUGUCUCGUUCAGCCAUGGCAGAGUGGCUAAGACCUUCUCACAGAACUUCACGAUGGUGCUACACCUUUCCAGGACAGUGGAGACACUGUCUGUUUCCAAUUACAGUCCAUUCAGUUGGGAUGGGCGCUGACCACAUCUCAAAUUCAGACCUCUACGGACCUAGCAGCAGCUUUUUGCUCUCUUUUUGUCUCUUUCUUCCCUCUCCACCUCCAUUUACUCUUCCUGCCCUCUACCUCUAAAUCUCCCUCUCUUUCUCUCUCUCUCUCUCUCUCUAUCUUCUCUUUCUCUUUGUGGCCCUUGUCACAGUAAAUUCAAACUCAGGAAAUAUUCUGAAUGUUCAGUAUAACUCAUGAAAAAAAAAUAAUACAGUUUUUUUUCUACAGCAGCUAGACUGUAAAUGUCCAUAUGCAAAAAUGUCUUCUGCAUCAUGCGUUUGUAGUGUCUGUGUACCGCAACACGUAAUUUGUACAGACGAUGGUAUCUAAAAACAUUCCUCCUUUGCCUUCCACAGCACUGAUACAAAAUAAAGUACGACGGAGAAGACUCGCAUCGUAGUUUUGGCCACCUUUUUGGGUCAGCAAUACUAUACCAUUGGAUGUUUUCGAGAAGUGCUCGCUCGACAGAAAGCGUAUUGUAAAUAGUACGGUGCAUGGAGAUGGACUAGGUAAUAUUGUACAGGUAGUAACUUUCGCGCUUUUUGUUUUUCGUUUUCUUUCUUUUCUCUGGGGUUUUAUCAAGCACCUUUUUGUCACGAAGGGAAAAUCGUUGCUGUUUCCUGUCUCGAAUGAAUUCCCCAUGACGAUGGAUGUGCUUAAUCUCAGGAAACUAGCAUUCUUACACUCACGCAUGCACACACACGCUCGCAUACGACCCCUCUGGUGCAGCGCAUAGACCCCCUUGCAUGUAAUUUGGAUGUAAACGGUGUGCGUAGUGGUGAGCUGUUCUUCUUUAAAUGUGAAAACGUGCUCUUAUCAGUAUUUACAGUGUGCUCACGGACACCUGCGAACAGUGUUAUCCUUAGCACCCCUUUCAGUUUUGGCCCAUUUUACAGAGCGGAAAUGAUGUUGAACUCAAUUUUGUUUUCCCCUCCCUCAGCACUCUUUGAUUGUUCAGCACUUCUGAAAGGGAUUUCUUUUUCAGAACCCUGAAAAGUCUGAAAUUGAAGCACUUAAUGUGAACACUUAAAGUGUCUCUCUUGGCUGAUGAUCUUUAAAGACACAAUAUCUUAUAAAGAACGUUUUCAAGUUCAUUUAAAUAAAAAAAUAAAAAAAGAUGAAGAUGAUGAUGAAGUGUUCAAAUCAAAUAUUUAUGGAAGACACUAAAAAGCUGCUUUUAAAGUGUGUUGUUCACACUUGUAGGUUGGUUAUUUUGGUCCAGGCCAAAUAAUUGAGAUACAUAGUCCUGGUUCACUUAUAAUCUGUGUUGCUUUUAGGCAUGGGUCGGUAUAAGAUUCUGACAGUAUGAUAACCUUGGAUAUAACGGUUAUAACUGCUCUAAAAUAUAUUCUUUUUUAAUGUCUGGUUAAAAAAACUACUUUUUUUCCCCUUUAAACACAAUAUAUUUAAUAUUUUGUAGCGGUAAACAUGUCUGGCUAAAUAAUUCAAAUGAAUCAUUGACUUCUGCUGUCUUCAUUUGUUUCCAAAACACAGGUUUCUUUACAAUUUUAAAACGGCAUCUUCAGAUAUCUUUUCUGCUGGAAAUACUGUUGUCCAAAAAAACUAAAUCAUAAACAAAAAAAUCUUACACAUACCUUAGGAACCGUAUUACAGAAAUGUUUUAAAACCUUGACUUUUCCAAACCGCGGUAUACCUUGAAAACGGUUAUCGUCCCAUGCCUAGUUGCAUUCAACCAAGACUUCAUUUGCAAGUGGACCAAGACCCAUUUUUGUAGGAUCCUCAGUCCACUUGUUUGGUGUGCACCAUUCAUUUUAAAAGAACCAAACCUUCCAAAUGUGAACGCGCCCCUAGAGAGCUUGAAAAAUCAGAUCUGAAUUAAAUGGAGUAAGCCCAUUUCCUAAAGUUGUCCUAUAUUUCUCUUUAUUGUACAUUUGUUAGACACAUAUAUCCAAACUAAUGGAAUUGCAUGCUGACUGUAUAUUUUAUAUAGUUUGUUUAGAGGUUCUUUGCCUCAAAACUGUAGGCCAAAAUUAAAACGGUUGAAAUCCGGACUUGACUCUGGUUUAGUUGAGCAAAAACGAAAAGCAUUUUUCUUUAAAGCCUGGAUCUCCCAAUAGGUUGGGAGUGUCAAUCGUUUGACAUAGUUCUAUAUUAUUUCAAUGACCCCCUAGAGCUCUACAUGUGCGUGCUUGUGUAUUUGCGAGUUGUUAUACAUCCCCCCACCCCCCUUCGUAUGCAAGCACACACACAUAAACACAUAUACACACACACACAUAAACAAGUCACACUGGGUCUCUCCUAGGGAUGUAGAAUCUAGAGGUGUUGUGAUGGAUAGUUGUGCUGUUGUUUUCAUUGUGGAUCUUUUUCUCUUUCUCUCUUUCUCUUUUUCUAAAGAAAUUGAAACAGUAUUUGCUAUUUCUAAAUUGUAAUCAGGUACAAGACUAGAACUAAAGAUUUAUGGGUCCAAGUGGACAUUUGUGCACACAUAUGCAAAUCAUCCCUAUAAUGAUGCAUUUUUUUUUCUUAUUUGUUGUUGUAGAAAUAAUGAAUAACGAAACGUGGAAUGCAUGACCUUCCACAUGACAAGCACACUGUCGUACACUUGAGGAUCUAUGUCCACAAUUUCUGGAUACAAAAACAAAAGGUCACACCUGCAUCAAGGCGAUCCAAAAACAUUUGCUUUUACGUUCCUCACAUAGCAAUGUAUUUGUUGUGUUUUUUUUUCUGGGCCGUACGUGAUACGGCUGACUCCUCACGCUUGCACACUUGGCCUUAAGAGCCUGGGGAUGCUUCGGUUCAGGCCGACGUUUGGAUGCAGAGAUCGGGAGUCUGGUGACACGGAUUGGAAUUCUGACCUCUGUUAGCCUCUGUUAUUAAAAGCUGCAUCAUGUUUGCCUCCACCGUGACUUCAAGGGUUCGUCCUGGUCACUGAAAGCCUCACAGGUCAAAUAAGCUUAUCAGCUCUCCUCUCAACAACACUUCUGCUAGUUUUUGUUGUUUUACAGAGGUUUUAUUUUCGUAUCGGAUUUGUGGUUGCUCUUGUAUCUUGUCUCAGGGUGCGUGCCAACUUUUUUUAUUGUUAUUUUUUGGUUGAUGGUAGCUGGUGAGCUCAGCUUUCGUUCUUGGCAUAUGUUUUCUUGCAUUUUUUUGUGUGUCUUCUUAUAAAGCUAAUGGGUGGGUAGCAUUUCUUUUUGUUAUAGUUUCUAAGCUAAAAAUGUAUUGGUGCGUAGAGAAAUCGGACUAGAUUUGCACAAUUAUUUUAGAUGAAAACCCAACAAGGGCUAUUUAAUAUCUCAACUCAAAUUUUUUGGUUGUAAAUUGGCUGCCGCAGCUAAUCUUUUAAGCUUUCCAUCCGCAAUGGAUGCGUAUUUUAAGCUUGAGUAAAUGUAUUGAGAACCAAUACUGUACUAGAAAACACCCUACAUCUCUUCAUCUACGUAAGCUCUCGUUUGGUGUCGGUCGGUUUGUUUUGUUCGUGCUGCUUCUCUGAAAUAUGAACACUGGCGUUCCAAAGCGUUGCUCAAAAACUUGCCUUUUUCACAAUUUGCUUAACUUUAUAAAACAUUUGGUAUUCGGAAUGAAAACGGCGCAAGAAAAAGGCAAAAUGUUUACAAAAAAAAAAGGUGUCGUGUUUUACGAGAAUUUUGCCAUGUACAUAGAAAUCGUGAGGCUUGUUUGACUUUCGCAUUCUGUCUCUUUGUUUUGUACGUUUUUACAAGCGAACAGAAAAAUGGCCGUUUGAUAACUAUGCUCCUUUUUCCUCAAGUUGUCUUUUUUCGCCCGAUGGGGAUGCUCCAGUGUACCAUGAUUACAAAGUGCACCUCCAACUUUGCCUUAGAACUUCCAGAGGCCAUAGUUCACAUUCAAGUGAAGUGUGUAUGCAGGGGCUGUGAGCCCCCAUGUUUCGGCUAGCAGAGCGGACUCUCUCUCUCUCUCUCACACACUUAUCUACCUGUGAAAUCCUUCAUACCUCUCAUUACUGGUCAAUGACUGUAUCAGCAAACUGCAUCAGGUGUUUUUUCUACAUGCUUUUUACACAGAUUAUAUGGAUUAUUGUAUUGGUAGAUUUUGGUGCAUCAUUUUUAAUGGAAUAGCUCUGACUUGUAGUCACACGAGUUGUUUUUUUUUUCUCUCUCUCUAUCUCUCUAUCUCUCUUUCUGACUUCUUAUCGCAUUUUUUUCUAGAAGAGCGUUUUGUGUUAAUAUUGUCGAUUUGAGGUAGCUGUUUCUUUGCUUAUUCUGUACUAAGAAUUUUUACUUUUUUUCAUUUUGAAAUGCUACAUGACCCUAAUGAAUUUAAUGACUUAAAAACCAGUGUACAUACGGUAUUGUGCAGGACUCAUUUUCAUGCAUUUCAAUUGCUAGUGUUAUAUAAAUGACAGAUUUUGUCUAGACACCAUUUCUGUUUAUGAAAUAAAGAAACAUAUCAUGUA